Phascolarctos cinereus (koala) is the source of this 6359-nucleotide messenger RNA. RefSeq names its product alanyl-tRNA synthetase 2, mitochondrial (gene AARS2). NCBI's taxonomy places the organism in Eukaryota, Metazoa, Chordata, Mammalia, Diprotodontia, Phascolarctidae. Gene Ontology annotation, biological process: alanyl-tRNA aminoacylation. Gene Ontology annotation, cellular component: cytoplasm; mitochondrion. The record is from RefSeq and is a predicted model, not a curated record. Gene Ontology annotation, molecular function: aminoacyl-tRNA deacylase activity; alanine-tRNA ligase activity; nucleic acid binding.
CUUAGUUUCCUCAUCUGUAAAAUGAGGUGAUUGGACUAGGUGACCUCUAAAGUCCUUUCCAACUCUACAUCUAUGUCAUAUAUAUGACAAAGGAUAAAUCCUGGCGGGCAAAGACAUAUCGAAGUUGGGUUUUCUACCAAUGCUUUCCAAAAGGUUCCAAGGGCUAAGACGUUAAGGUCCUGCUCCCAGCAGGGGACGCUGAAGAAAACUGUCCCUGCUCACUUGCCGUAAUCUCCUUCUCGCAACAGACUUAACCUCUGACCCCCAGAAGCCACUGCCAGAAAGAAAGAUGGCGGCGGCGUUGGCUGCGACUGGGCGUUUGCGGCAGGCCCUUCGGGGAGCACCGGGAUGGAAAAGCCCGUGCUCCCGAACCCGGACCCGCCGCCGUCAGCUCUCCUCAAGCCCUCCCCAGCCUUCAGCCUCGGCCGUGCGAACUGCCUUCCUUCAUUUCUUCCGGGACCGUCACGGCCACCAGCUAGUGCCCUCUGCUUCCGUACGGCCUCGAAACGACCCCGGCCUGCUCUUCGUCAAUGCGGGAAUGAACCAGUUCAAACCAAUCUUCUUGGGCACAGUGGACCCUCGUAGUGAGUUGGCACAGUUCCGGCGAGUAGCCAACAGCCAGAAGUGUGUCCGUACUGGCGGGCGGCAUAAUGACCUAGAGGAUGUGGGCCGAGACCUUUCCCACCAUACUUUCUUUGAGAUGCUUGGCAACUGGGCAUUUGGCGGUGAAUACUUUAAGGAAGAGGCCUGCAGCAUGGCCUGGGAGCUGCUGACGCAAGUCUACAGGAUUCCCCAGGACAGGCUGUGGGUUACCUACUUUGAUGGUAACCCUCUUGAGGGGCUGGCUCCAGACUACGAGAGCAGGGAUAUCUGGCUCGGCUUGGGGAUCCACAAAUGCCUGGCCCAGGUCUUGUCUCAGACCAUCCCAAAAGACCCAAAGUUGAAGCUGGCAGGCCACAGUUCAAGGGUACCUUCUACCCAGGUGCUUCCCUUUGGGCCACUGGAGAACUUCUGGGAAAUGGGGGAGACAGGACCUUGUGGACCCUGUACUGAAAUCCACUAUGACCUGUCAGGAGGAGUGGGCCCCCCCCAACUGGUAGAACUCUGGAAUCUGGUCUUCAUGCAGUACAACAGGGAGGCAGACAGAAGCCUACAACCUCUGCCCCAGCACCACGUGGACACUGGCAUGGGCCUGGAAAGGCUGGUGGCCGUGUUGCAGAACACACAUUCUACCUAUGAUACGGAUCUCUUCUCACCGCUGCUUACAGCUAUACACCAGGGCUGCAGGGCACCCCCAUACCGGGGUCGCAUAGGGGUGGCCGACGAGGGACACGUAGAUAUGGCAUAUCGUGUGGUGGCAGACCACAUCCGCACCCUGAGUAUCUGUAUGGCUGAUGGCGUUUACCCUGGCAUGUCUGGAGCCUCACUGGUUCUCCGCCAGAUCCUUCGCCGAGCGAUUCGUUUCUCCUCAGAGGUGCUGCAGGCACCUCCGGGCUUCCUGAGCAGCCUGGUACCCGUCGUGGUGGAGAUGCUGGGAGACGCCUACCCAGAGCUGCAGAAGAACACAGCCCAGAUUAUCAGCUUGGUAACAGAGGAAGAAAAUGCCUUCCUGUCUUCCCUAGAACGAGGUCGCUGGGUCAUCGAACGAACUCUGCAGAAGCUGGGCCCCUCUGACCUAUUCCCAGCUGAAAUAGCCUGGUCCUUGUCUGGGAACCUGGGGCUCCCCCUGGAUCUGGUGGGGCUGAUGCUGGAGGAGAAGAGUGUCCAGCUGGACUCAGCUGGUGUGCAGCAGCUGGCCCAGGAGGAGGCCCAGCGUCGGAGCCAAGCCCAACAGGCCAAGCCAGCAGAGAAAUUGGAAUUGUGCCUGGAUGUCCACGCCCUGGGCCACCUGCAGAAGCAAAGGGUUCCACCAACAGAUGACUCCUCCAAGUAUAAUUACUCAUUGCUUCCUAAUGGGUGUUAUGAAUUUGGAGCCUGUGAAGCUGAGAUAAUACGGUUGUAUAGCCUGGAUGGGGUGGCCAUAGGUUCAGCUGGAGGGGGUCAACGUUGCGGCCUCCUCCUGGAUAAGACCAGCUUCUAUGCUGAGCAAGGAGGCCAGUCUUCUGACCGAGGCUACCUGAUACGCAAAGGGCAACAAGAUGUGCUGUUCCCAGUAAUUGGGGCCCAGACUUAUGGGGGAUUCAUUCUGCAUGAGGUGAUAGCCCCUGAAACCUUGAAGGUUGGGGACCAGGUACAGCUGUAUGUGGAUGAGGAAUGGCGUCUGGGCUGCAUGAAGAAACAUACAGCCACCCAUUUGCUGAGCUGGGCGCUGCGGCAGGAGUUGGGCCCAGACGUGGAGCAGUGUGGCUCGCACCUCAGCCCCGAGAGACUUCGCUUUGAUGUGGCCACCCUAGCCCCAUUGACAUCCAAGCAGCUUCAGGCAGUGGAGGAAGCUGUCCGAGAGGCCGUGGGGAGGGAUGAGCCUGUAUAUAUGGCCGAGGUGGCUCUGGAGCUGACCACCCGAGUUCCAGGCUUACGCUCACUUGAUGAGAUAUACCCUGACCCUGUUCGGGUGGUGUCUGUGGGUGUACCUGUAGCCAGUGCCCUGGCCCCUGCCUCCCAGGCUGCACUGCACACCUCCGUAGAACUGUGCUGUGGCACGCACCUGCUGCGCACGGGGGCCAUAGGGGACCUGACUAUUAUAGGAGAACGACCGCUGUCCAAGGGCAUCAUCCGCUUGGUGGCUGUCACUGGGGAGCAGGCCCAGCAGGCCCGUGAUGUUGGCCAGAAUCUGGCUCAAGAGGUUGAAGCAGCUGCAGCUCGAAUGAGCCAGGGGAACCAGGAUGUCAGGGAGGCUCAGCGACUGUCAAAGGAUGUGGGACGGCUCAGUGAUACAGUGGACACAGCUGUGAUGCCCCAGUGGCAACGUCGAGAGCUGCAGGCAGUCCUGAAGAAACUGCAGCGUCGUGCCAACACUGCCAUCCGAAAACUGGAGAUAGGGCUGGCCACAGCAAAAACCCAGGAGCUACUGGAGAGACACCCUGUGGGGCCCUUCAUUGUGGACACAGUCCCAGCUGAGUCCCUCUCGUUGCUAGUGAAGGUGGUGAAACAGCUGUGUGAGCAAGUCCCUGGCACCUCCGUGUUACUGCUCAGUCCCCAGACCCCAGGGAAGGUCCUGUGUGCCUGUCAGGUGGCUCAGGAUGCAGUCCCCACCUUCACUGCUGAAACCUGGGCAUCGGUUGUGUGUAGCCAUAUGGGAGGCAAGGCCUGGGGCUCCCAAGUUGUGGCACAGGGAGCGGGGCACACUGGUGAUGUGGAGGCCGUGCUGAACGUUGCCCGAUCCUUUGCCCUCAACCAGCUCUAACCCAGGACUUUUGGAGUGAAGAGGAACAGGGCAGCUCAGUAGGGCAGAAGCCAGAGGCCCCAGUGCCUAAUGACUAAGAAACCAGGGAUGGAGACAGAAAAGCCACAGCAUAACUGUCUUGGUCCUUCCUCUGUGCCAACUUCCCCAUUGUGGGGCAGGGCAGGAGAAUUUGAACGGCGACCCUGGGAGGACCCCCACCUCCCACCCCCCACAACCAAGUGAAGAUGAAUCUGUCCAGCCUGAUCCUCAGCCCUGGCUCACAGGAACUAAGUGCUGGGCUUUACUAGGGGACGAACAGCUUUCAAAAGUUACUGGGAAGGAGAACGCUCUUUCCUUUCCCCUCCCAUCUCCGACUGCUCAGGGUGCUCAGUAGUACCCCGAUCGGUCACUUCUGCUUGUUCCUCAGGCCUGGCUGGGGGAGGUGUGGGACUUGGAACUGAACCUAGGAUCUGAGACCUCUGUCACCACUGACUCAGUCUGUCUGCAGACAGCAUCCAACCUGAGCAAGCAACAGGGAUGAACCCAACCCCCGUGGUCUGCAGAACUAAAAAUGUAAGGGUCUGAAAGCUCAGACCAGAGGGAAGAUUAAACAACACUUCUGCCCCAGGGCAAGCAGCUGAGUCCCUCCGAGGUCACAAAAGGACACCCUGGUGAAAUGAUAUCCUCUCUUCCUCCCUCAGUCUAGGCAUCUUUUGCUUCUGUCUCCUGGUAGCCUUUUCCAGACUCUACCCCCAAAUGCUUGGGAAACUGGGCAUUCUCUGGAGCCUUAAUGAGGGACAAGGGAGCCACUUAGGAUGGCUCCCCCUUCCAGGCCAGGGUCCCCAUAACUGGAUCUGGAUUGAUGGCUGAGCAUCAAAAUUUAAAAGGGCCACCUGCCUACCAGUAUCCAAAGAUGUAAUUUAAAGGUCUCUCCUCAAGUGGAGCUUGGCCCCUCCAUGGUGCAUUCUACUUGACAGCUGAUUUCUCAUUUUAAUUAAGAUGUUACUGAUUUAUUGAUUAAUCACUGCUGUGAGCCCAAUCGUCUCCAAAGUUCCCAGUGCCUGGCCCCAGUGUUGUUUACUCCUGCCCUGCCUAUGCCUCUGGGGUUUCCAAGUCUUCUAUUACGGCCAGGCUCCUCCUCCCUCUCAACCUCAUUAAGGACAUGAGCUCAUUGGGGGAGGGGGGAGCAUUGAAAAUGAAGGAAAAGAUGCUAGGAUUUAACCCUCCCUCCACUGUCCAAUCAGAUAACCCUCCUCAUGGGCCACACCCUAACCCCUUAGAAAAUGGAACUGGAGUGAGAUGCAGAGACCACAACCUCUUUUCAUUCCUGCCUCCUAGAAGCUGAGGGCUCUAGAGGGACUGGGUGGGGCCAGGCUGAGAAGGAGCCUGGGGCUAGGGAUUUACCACCUGCUUCCCUCUUGUAGGGAAAGGACUGCACAAAGGUGCUAGGGUUUAUUGUGACUGCUGAGGUGGGGAGGAGAGGUACACACACCUUGCUGAGCGUUCCUGGUUAUGGAAAUUAUUCCACAACUUUCCCUGAGGUUGGCCAGUGGGGAGAAGGGCAGGGGUUAGGGUUAGUCGGUGCAGUCUUCCAUCCCAUCUGCUGGGAAAAGGGACCUUAAGAGACCCUGGCAACACCCAUUUUCCUAAACCUUAAUCUCAUCCUAAAGGGGAUGGAAAAGCCAGAUGAGUUCUUCUACAGUCAGUCCCUCACACACAAAAGAAUAAGUUGCACAUGGGAAGCAUUUAAGUGUGCUCAGAGAGGGACAAAGCAUGUAAGUACACGCUGCGCAUACAUGUGUAUACAUCAUGCAGCACACUAAGACUGGACAAACUGCACAAGCACUCACACACACUCACUCUCCUUCCCUUAACAACAGCCUGCGUGCAUAGCAACCAAUGCAGAGCCUUCCGGUUGGGGGGAGGGGAGGUAUCUCCAUGGAGACAGAGCUGGGCAGAGGGUCCCAACUAAACUGAAGGCGGCCAAGGCAGCUGGUGAGGAGACCUUGGGGAUGGGAGGCCGACUGAUGUCCUUGUGCCCUGCUCCCCUCUAUGCCUAUGCCCCUAUUGUUCACCCUGUCCAGAUCUGUGUCUCCUCUCCCCACCCCCUCCCCUCCAUACCUCCUCCCCGUCUCCCCCUGGAUAAAAGAAUCCUGUUCUGCCCCUGUCUCCACCCUUAACUCUCUGGUCUCUUCUUUAGGAUAGCCUUUUAUGGCUUACUUUUUUGGUGGUACAGCUUCCCCAAAUUGAUCCCUCUUCUCUCUUGGUGGGGAAGGGGGAGGAGGGAGGAAGGCCUGGUAGUCCUAGCAGCAGCCACUUGAGAUCACCUCAUUGCCGAAGAAAGACACCCGAGUUCCCUUGUCCCCAGGGAGUGAUUAUUUACUUAACAGCGUCAUGGAGAGGGCUGGGCUGCCUAUGGAAGGAGGAAGGAGAAAAUGGAGAAAAGGACCUGGGGACAUCAUUAAUACUCAUGCCUCCGUCUUGUUCCUGCUCUGCUUCUAUAUCCCUUGGGACAGAGGCCCCUUUGGGGAGCCCUGACUUUCUUUUCCCAGCUUUUCUCCCUGCAGUCUCUUUCCCUUGACUACAGAGUAGGCUGAUGCAUCCUUUUCUCCUCACAGGAUGGGUGGACAGGCACUGCAAUGACCUUUAGAAAGCAGAAAGCUGAGAGGAAAAGCCCAGUAGGAGUUACCAGUAUUUGAGACAGAGUGAGGAAGGUUAAAAAAAAAAACCCUCAUUCAUUUUGGGUCAGUCCUGGAUUUGGGCCUGCUGAAGCCACAGGCAGGUUUGAGCAAGAGCCAUAAGCCUAGAGGACAGGGUAACCUGCAUUCACAGUGUAAUGUGGUGCCUGGGAUGGGAGGCAGGAAACCUGAGUGUGUCUCAGCUGCGUCCAUUACUAGCCUGUGACCUUGGCAAAUCAUUCAGUUUUCCAGCCAGUUGUCUCAUCUUUGUGAUGGGAAUUAUAUUUAUACUACAGACACUGUUGUGAGGAAAGCACUUUGUAAAUUCUGAUGUGUUGUAUAAACGUGUGUUGCCAUCA